GCCAGUUAGUUGCCGGGUAAGUGGUGAGAGCGCGUGCGGGCACGAGCCUCCCGCAGCCGUGGUCAGUGUCAGAGUUACGCAGUUUUUGCGUCCUCGUCUUGGGCGCAGAUCCUACGCGAUCUGAACGCCCGUAGAGAGGAUUCUGCGCCGCGCCAACAGCUGAUGGCACGUUAUAAAUAGAGGCCGAAAGCGAUCCAUGUUGUGUGGUUAAUUAAGAGUAUGUGCUAAGGAGAGUGAUGUAACUAGUGGACCAAAAGGGACGGAAUCCGAUAAGAAUUUGAAGCCCCGCUCACAUCUUCUUAAGUGCCUUUUUAUAUAGGAGGAAGAAAGAAUAUUGUUACCGCUCAUAGCAUGUAGGGCUUCUUCCGAUGUCGAUUCAGAUCCUGGUGGAGAUCGGUGACGGUGAGAGCGUGCGUGUGUAAUACAAGCCACGGGGCACGCUGGCCGUCCCGCGCUUCCUCACCUGACGUCAGUGGCAAGUGCAGACGUGACGAGCAAGGACAUCCGGCGGCUGUGAUUCGUGACUUACUGUACUACUCCGGAUUUCGGAUGCUUUGCGCUUUAAUCGCUUCGAGUGAUACACAGAGAUGGAGAGACUCCGCAAUAUUAAACAUCGCCUGAGCAUGUCCGUGGAUAAGCUCGGCCCUUCGCGACGAUCCAAAUCCCAGCAACGGAAGAGCGCGCCCCUCGGGAGUGCCCCUUUCUCUGAUGGAGACAUUCCUGGCUCCGUCAGGAAUGCAGAGGCAACCUCGCUUGCAAAAUCGAGCUCACGACCCAGCAGUUACUGCGGCCCAGACACUGGGUCCGCAGAGUGUUUGGUGGAAGUUGUCCCUGCCGCCGCUGCUGCUGCGACUUCCGAGGAUACUGGCGAGAACCCUGGCGCAUCCAGUAUGCCUCAGACUCAGCCUGAAGUGACGGCCCCGACCGAGCCUUCGUCUGAACCAGCUGCAGCGGCUCAGCCUGAGAGCAAAGGAGAAAGACAACUAAAACGAGCGACAUCGAGUGAGGGGGGAGAGAGCCUAAUGGCCGAGGUGAUGAAAGAAGUAGAGAAGAUCACCGAGAUAACCGAAGAUCUCAAGAAAAAGCGCAUCAGGCGUGACGAAAGCGCAGCGGACGACACGGCGGUGGCGGUGAACGACACGGUACCCUUGCUGAGCGCGCCGGAGGCCGCGGCACAGGAAACCCUUGCCGCGAGCACCAGCGGAGCAAUUCUGCGACAGAAGACUCUUACGGAGGGCGUGGUCCACAGGAAGAAUCUGGAGAGCACCUCCACUACUCUCAGCAUCGCUUCCACCUGCAGGGCCGAAAGUCUGACGUCAGGAUAUUUCUCAGACUCAGAACUAACUCUCUCAGAAGGUAGAUGUGACAGUGAGGCGAGAUCCGUGUUUUCUUCAGCCGUUUCCGAAAUAUCAGAAAGCAGCAAAUCUGUCAUUACAGAAAAGAUAGACCGCAGAAGAUCUGCGUUUGUGUCUGUGUCGUCGAGUAAUACAGAGAACAGGAAGUCCGCCUUCAUCCCUGUAUCUCCCGACAGCUCCGAGAAAAGGCUGUCCGCGUUCAUACCGCUGAUGCCCGAGAUCAACAGCGAGAUCAAGCCGGGCCCGUCGGCAGGGGCGACGGAGAAGGCGGCCGCCGAGACGUCUGGGAAGGAAUCGACCAAGGAAGCUCCUGCAGCAGAGCCCUCCGUUGCUGUCACGGCGACUGCUGCUAAGCAAGAGACGAAGGUAACGAAGAAGGAGAGCAUCUACAGCAAGAUCGUGAAGAGGAAAGACACUUCGAAGGAACCGAUUUACGCCAAAAUCAAACCCAAGCUGACGAUCGAAACCAGCUUUCAGCCUAUCGAGCCGAGCUCUUCCAAGAGCCCCACGACUCCCAGCUCGGCGGUGGUCAAGCCCGAGCCCAUGUACAACGUUGUGAAGCCUCUGGAUCCCCUGGCGCCCGUGACGCCGCGAAGCCCGACCAGCUCAGCCAUUCCAGGGAGCCCGCUCGGCCCCUUCACCGUUUUCGGGGGCGGGCCUCCUUCGUCUUCCAAGAAGGUCGAGCCGAUCUACACCAAGAUCCAGCCGAAGGAGUCGAGAAGCAACACCUUGCCGAAGGAGCCCAUCUAUAGCAAAAUACAGCGCAAGGAGAGCGGGACCUUGCCCAGAGAUGCGUCUGACAGCAAAAUCAAAGCCAAGGAGCCCAUAUACACACAGCCGCUUCCCCUCACCCCGCGCGAGGAAGCCAUGCAGAAGCGGGAGAGUUUCUUCAGCGAGAGCGUGUCGCCCGACUACGGCAAGGUGACCGUCCGGGCCAAGGAAAUCGCCUCGUCGCGCCCGGCAGUCAUUACGAUCAGCAACCCUGGUUACGCUGCCCCCACGACGAGUGCCAACCCGUCGACGCCUGCGACCUCAUCUUCCUCGCCCGCGGCACCGACGUCUCCGACCUCCCCCAUUUCGAUGCUCAGCUGCAUUCCCGCCCUAACGGAAGAGACCGCGGCGAGUCAGACGUCGAAAGUCAAGAUGGUGGAGAAAGUGGAGUGCACUCCGGCCUCAGCGUCGUCGCUCGACUCCCCUGGCCCUCGACAUCACGUGGCCUCAGAGUCCUCGCUCGUUGAGAGCUCCGACACCGAGUCUACAGGACGAGCCAAACUCAGCAAAUUAGUGGAGGAACUUGCACAGGAGCUCGAAGCCGUUAGCCAACGUGUCGGUAUUUCUGCUGACACUGACGACGAAUCCAAGAAGGAGAUGCUGGCGAAGCUUCUGUCCGCCUACGAUAUCCCCAAGAACCUUCGACGCGUUGAAGAAGCGGACGAGGAUGCGGUUCGACAGGCAGAGGAGGCCCUCGUGCCCACGUCGGUGAGCAUGGACGAACUGCGUUUCGUCGACGACAACGAGGACAACGCCGAGACCGUGUACGCCGACAUUCCCGACUACUCCCAGGACGAGUUCGUCAUCGCCCUGGACGACGAGAACGACCCCAGGUACGCCUCGCUGGCUCGGAAGUUCCGGCAGCAGGCGAGGUCGUCGGAGUCCCCCGGUAAAAUCAGCCGCAAGACGGCGACGGUCUACGCGAACGCCUUGAACGUGGUAACGGCGCUCAGGGUCCUCAUCAACUCCAAGUCGGCGCGGGCGGCGUCUGUCAUAAACAAGAUGGGGACGCUGGCCCGCCCAUACGCCCACAAGGUGCAGGGGACCAUCACUGACACCACGUGGAUCCAGCGGGUCAUCUACCACAAGACGGGCCACAAUGGCUUCGACGAGCUCCGGCGGUACAUCAAGUCCGGGGGGGAGUUCUGCAAGGAGCUGGCCGCCAUCAUGAACGAGAGGGCGGAGCUGGAGGCCAACUACGCCAAGGGCCUGCACAAGCUGUCAGCCAAACUCCUGAAGGCGUCGAAAGAGAGCAUGGGCACCGUCAACCAGGCCUGGCAGAUGGUGGGGGCCGAGCUCGAGCAGGAGGGGGACCUACACAAAUCAAUUGCAUCAGCAAUCACAGAUGAUGUCGUAAGACCACUCCGACAGCUCAUAGAGACACAGCACAAGAUCCGCAAAGGAGUAGAGAGCAUGGUUGACAAAACCACCAAGAAUCUGCAUGACUGGCGAGCUGCAGAGUCCAAGUCCAAGAAGCAGUGCUAUGGGAACUGCCGAGAAAAUGAGAAGAUUCAGGACAUGAUGAUUGAAGCAAGAUUGGGUCGAGGCAAAACCCUAUCAGAAAAGGAGGCUUUGAAGGUGGAGAAGCAAAGACGAAAAGCUGAAGAAGCAGUCCAGAAGAGUGACCUGGAGUAUUACACAUGUUGCAUCCGCACAGAACGAGCCAGACUUGAAUGGGAGUCUGCAAUUUACAAAGGCAGCAACUGUUUCCAGACUUUAGAAGAGGAACGCUUACAAGCACUGAAGGACCUUGUUGUAAAGUACCAUAAGAAUGCAAAAGAAGCUGCCCCAAAACUAGUUGCUAUUGCCAGCCGUCUUGAUGACCCUGUAGCUGCAUGCGAUGUAGAGAAAGAUAUACAGACUGUGAUAUCUGCUAAGGGAACUGGAGAAAAUAUCCCAGAACAAAUGCUGCCUGACUUCUAUGCUGAAGAUAUGAACAAUAUCAUGAACAGAGAAAGAAGAAAAGAGGCUCUGGAAAAGUUCGUACAAAUGCUGAAAACUGAUCUGGAACGAGAGAGACGAGGGAAGCAAGGUGUUGAGAACUUGGCUAAGGCACUACAGGAAACACCUACCUUUGGGGGUGAAGAAUCUCAGCAAGAUGUUAAUGAUAAGCUGCAACACGAUGCCUACAACAGGCUGCAGCAUAUGAAGGCUAUGUUGGCGUACUUGGAAGCUGCACGAUACAAGGUUCAGUGUUCCCUGGAUGAGCUCAACAACAGGCCCAGGAUGACCCAUCCUUUGGCCAAACACAUAGAAGUCCAUAGAGACAAACAGGGCCUCAACUUCUCAGUUUUGAAGGUUCCACCAUGGGUACGAGGAAACAGUGUAGACGUCUCUCCAGCUAGUGACUCACCAACAGGUUCUCCCAAUUGGAAUGACAGAGGCACAGCAGAUGGUACUUCAGUUCAGCCAGAUUCAGAUUUUGAACCCAUAGUAGAGAAACCAGUACCACCUCGCAUAGACUCCCUCAUUCCUACACCCCCUGUAAGAACUAAAGCAUCGGCAACAGCAACCACCACUGAACCUAAUACGGAAAAUGAGAACAAAGCACCCUCAGGAACAGCACCCAAGCCGUCAAAAGUCCCCCAUGUGUUUAUGUCGCCACCCCGUUACCCUUCCCUCAUGAUCAUUGCAGACGAGUUCAGCUCCCAGGGCUCAGACCGAGACUACCAGACCGCCGUAACAGAGGACAAUUUAGACUCAGGGAUCAAGGAUGGCACGUAUUAUGCUCGUCCUCUUGAAUCUGUGCCAACUGUUGGAAGGUGCAAGGCGCUCUAUGACUAUGAGGCCAAUAUGUAUGAUGAACUCACCAUCAGAACAGGUGAUAUCAUCAACAUCCAUGAUAAACAGCCUGAUGGUUGGUGGGUCGGUGAACUGGAUAGUGUUGUCGGUAUAUUCCCUGCGACGUAUGUUGAAGAAAUCGAUUGAUGGCAGCCAUGCCCAGAGUGCUCAACUCUUGCCACAAAUGUAGUCCAGUGCCCACACCAAUAUCAUAUGGGUGACGAAAGCUUUGCUUAAUUCAUAUAUUUUUUUUUAUGGUCCCUGCCUUUUUGUAGAAGAGAAGAGAUAUUAAAAGGAAAAAAAUCUGCUGAAUGGUAAUGAUCCAGGCAAAUUGAUAUCUUACAUUAAUGUUAUAAAAUGUUAGUGAUAUUUUAUCUUGAAGCUGUAGUCCAUAUUUUGUGUGGAUACUACUGAACACAAGAAUACUAAGAGAUGAAGCUCAGCUGAAAAUGGGCAGGGACUGGGCAAUAACGACUACAAGGUUGCUUAACUGUAGAUAAUGUUAUAGCAUGUUUUAUUCAUAUAGUUUGAAUUUAACUGAUGGCACUUGUUAAAACAGCACUCUGAGGCAUAUGAAGAUGUGGUUCGAAAGAGAAGAAAGAACCACAGCAUUAUUCUGUGUGUUAUUAUUUUCUAUAACAUAACAGGAUUGGAGAUCUAUGUGUUCUGAACACAGUCUGCAUAUAUCUACUUAGCUAAAUGAAGCUUUACUUUUUGCUCAGAUUACACGAAGAAUAUUACGAUUGUGGGGGUAUGCUGCUGUGCCUAUUCACGGACAGAAUAGGUGGAGGCAUAUCACGCAAGUUUUUUAUUUUUUAUUUAUUUUUUUUUCCUGUAGAUUACUCUGCAGACUUUUUCUACAGAUAUUAUAAAAAAAAAAAUCUGAAAAUAUCUUGUGUGCCAUUGUGAUUCUGUAAAAUAUACAAUUUUUCUUUUAAUGCUUACAUUAUAUAUAAGAUGUGUAUAUAUUUUAUGACAGUCUUCCAGAUUGCUUAUUGAUUGUUAAUGUGCAUUAUUUUUAUUUCAUUUUCAUGAACAUUACUCAUUAGCAGUUAAGAAUCUUAUCUUACACACAAUGAGAAUUCCUUGAAACUCUGUUGUUGCUUGUACUUCAUCAACAAGGAGACUUGAACACAUAAACUGUCAAGUCAAUGUGUGAAAUUGCAAGCAGAUACUCUAAGUCAGUUAGUAUUGCAAAGUUAGAGGGAUUUCAAGAAAUUUUCCUAUCAAAAUUUUGAAGUACGCUGUCUGCUUCAAAAAGUGAUUGCCAAAGGUUUCAAAGCAGAACAAAUUGCUUGACACAAUCUUAAGAUAUGUUUCUCUUAUACAACUGUCCUGUAUAAUGUCUGUUUGAUCAAGCAGAUUUCUUUAUUUGCUUUAAUUCUUCCAUUACUGUCAGAUCUGAUAACACUGUCCCAAAGAACAAAACUAAAAGGAAAUGAGUAGCAUCUGUUGGAGAUAUGUUCCAAUUGAGAUGAUAAUCUUUACAAGCAACUAGAAUCUGUUGUAUGUUUCACAUGCUUUUUUUCUGUCAUUAUCACCAUUAUUAUUUUUAUUUUGUUUGUUCUCUUUGAGUUUAUGACUUGAGGAUAUUUGGUGUUUUCUUGUAUGUUUUAUCAUCUCAUAUUAUUGUCUUAGUAUUGUGAUUGUGUUACUUAUUGUACCCUUUUUAAAAAUAUCUUGUGAGUGUGUGUCCUUGACAUGGAUAGAACUGCUUUAGUACAUUGUCCUUUUUUCAUUUUUUUUUUUUUUUUUUUCAGUAUGUAAAACUACAGAAAUUAAGGACUGUAUGUUACCGUAUACCUUGGUUAUAAUAUUAGAUUUUUUAUACUUUUUGCUAUAAUGUAUUCCAUUUCUGUACAUUGUUGUAUAUGGCUGUUGUAAUUUGGAAUGUAUAUAGUUUCAAAAUAGUUACAUGUUUUAUAGAAACAUCUCUUGUAUUGAAUAGUCAUAUAUGCUGAAUAAUAAGGAUUGUAUAUUGUGUUUUAAAGUCUCUUGGUACAGUAUUAUUUAUUUAGAUGUAUCAGUGCAACCACAAGAUAUCAUCAUUUGUUAUUAUUAUUAUAGAUAGCAACUUUAAACUCAUAUUAUUCAGUUGAAGUAUAAUGGUAUUCUGUUACUGUUCUUGAGGACUUGGAAAUCUAUCGAACCUCUGUUGUUGGAGAAAUAGUAGACAUCCCUCGAGUCAGGCUAGACUUGCAUAUAAUGAUCCCUUAUAAGUAACUGCUUACGUUUGGUGGAAAUGACACAGCUUUAGAAUAGCAACAUUUUCAUUAAAAGGAAGUCUGUUUUAGUGAUGAAAUACCAGGUGUAUUAAAUGUUGGACUUUGACAAAUGGGUUUCUUACAUCUACUGACAGAAGCUAAGCCAUAGUCUAACUUCACAGUCAAGUAUGGUGACUACAUACACACAUAUAUAUUAGUAUUAGAAUUUUUCAUCAGUCAUAUAAAACUAAUGGACAGAUUCCUAAUUACUGGAAGUGAUUUUUUUUAGUGCUGACAAUCACUGAAUCAGAGAUGUAGUUCUCUGGGACCAACUGACUGACGCAAAUGCCAAGUGUGCAUAUGUGUGCUGGUGUUGGAAAUAAAUCUUUGCCAAGCA
Penaeus chinensis is the source of this 7508-nucleotide messenger RNA. RefSeq lists its product as uncharacterized. Gene Ontology annotation, cellular component: plasma membrane; cytoplasm. The record is from RefSeq and is a predicted model, not a curated record. The transcript is spliced from 13 exons. Bases 588 to 5054 code for a protein of 1488 amino acids. NCBI's taxonomy places the organism in Eukaryota, Metazoa, Arthropoda, Malacostraca, Decapoda, Penaeidae. Gene Ontology annotation, molecular function: protein binding.